Molecule: messenger RNA, 6952 nt
Organism: Paramecium sonneborni
Lineage: Eukaryota; Ciliophora; Oligohymenophorea; Peniculida; Parameciidae
Source: the annotation of a GenBank genome assembly
AUGUCAGCAGCAAUCUAAGUUUGCCGAGCCCAAAUGGAUUGGGUGUUGGUUGACUCAAGUUUUUUGAGAGGAUUUUCAUCUUAUAACGAGUGGGAGAUUUCUAAAGAAUGCUCCUAUUUUGAAUCUGGUGGAACUCAUGAUCUUUAUACAUGUAAUCAAAAUCAAAUCAGUUAUGCACGUCUUGAUAAAAACAAUAAUAGAAGAAUGGAUAAGAUUUUUGAAAAAAAAAGUUACAGGUAAUAAGUUAUAGUUGAUAUAUUUUUUGAUAAUGCUGAAACUCCAUAUGAUAAAGCAGCUCUCUUCACAUUGAACUUAACAAAAGUUCAGUUUCCCAAAAUAUUAUGUUUUAAAGAUACUAUUCUAACGGUAAUUUAGAUUAGAAUGCAAGAAUAAUAUGCAAUAGUUCAUCAACUUAGUAUUUUGAUUUCAAGACAAUAGUAGGUACAUCACCAAUAGGUAUUGAACCAGAUGAUAAAUAAAUUCUUGGAAUUUUAAAUUUGUUUGUGUACGUCUUAUACUGUUAGCCAACAUGCAAAACCUGUUCAAGUUCUACUAGUUGUCUAACAUGCUAUUAUGGUACAAUAUAAAUUGGGGGAUCUUGUGGUUGUGACCCUUCUCAUUAAUUUGCUUAAACUGGAAUAGGAUGUAGAUAAGAAUGUGCAAGAGAUUAUUUUAUAGCAAGAGCAGACAAUAUUUGUGUUCCAGAUAGAAGAAUUAAAUCAAAUAUUUCAUAUUUUGAAUCUGCAACUUUUAAUACUUAUUCUCCUUUUUUAUUCAUUCAAGACUCUGCAAAUAUCAGAAAUUCUCCAUUGUUAAUUCAUACUUGUUCCUCUACUAGUUAUGUUGGAAGUUUACUUUUUAAUGAGGAAAUGAGUUUAUAAUUUGGAAAUUCACAAUCCUUAAAAUUUAUUAGACUCAGGAUCACAUUUUACAUUAAGAACUUUUAGACUAAUAAUAAAAUAUAAAUAUUGUUGGACGACUAAAUAUAAGGUGAAAUAAUCAAAGCUGCCUCUUAGUAUACUUUCGUUAAUGUAAAAAAAAUUUAAAGUUCAAGUACUAAUUGCUCUACUUAUGAUUUAAUCAGAAUAGAAGCAAUUCUUCGAACUUUCUCUGAUAGUUCUAAACUAAUUUUAAAAGGAGCAUAGUUAACAUAAGCAACUUCGAUAUGGGGAUUCAGAAAUAUAACAAUUGAUAGUGGGUAUUGUUAAGAAAAUUGUGCAAUUUGUUCUGAUUUUUCCAUAUGUUAAUAAUGUAAUAGCGGUUAUUUUUUAUUUUAAAAUGGUUGUGUCAGUUCUUGUCCAGCCCAUUCUGAUGAUUGUGUUGAUUAUGCUGAUAUGAUUCCAAGUAAUUUAAAUUAUUUAUUUUAGACUCUCGAUACUUAGCAAAAGGAUUUUAUAAUUUAAAUAUGACUACUUCAGAUAUCAAUAAAUUCUAUGAUCUAGUUAUUACAAAUGGUACUAAUUUGAUGACAGGGUAGAAAUUUUCUAUAUUUCCAACAAAAUUUGUUUUAGGUGGCGUAGUAGUCUGGAAUAAUGCAAUAUAUUAAAAAUCAUGGAGUAUAUCAAAACCUCACUAUGCCAUUACGAUUAGAUUUAAUCUUACAUAUGGAGACGAAUAUAGUGGAAAUUUUUAUUACACCAUUUAAGGAGCGAAAUCUAUUGCACAUCCAAAACCUAACUCAAGUGGUUAAAACUUUAUUGGUAGGAAUUUAAAAGAAAUAACAAAAUAUUUUGAAAUUUAUUAAAAUCCAUUUAACUCAUCUUCAUUAAAUAUUGAUUUCGAAUGUACAGAUGUAGUUUUAAAUCCAAAAAACUAAUUUUGUGCAAUUUCUGAUUACUUUAUAGUUGUACAUUAUGUAAAUAUNGGUAUUGAACCAGAUGAUAAAUAAAUUCUUGGAAUUUUAAAUUUGUUUGUGUACGUCUUAUACUGUUAGCCAACAUGCAAAACCUGUUCAAGUUCUACUAGUUGUCUAACAUGCUAUUAUGGUACAAUAUAAAUUGGGGGAUCUUGUGGUUGUGACCCUUCUCAUUAAUUUGCUUAAACUGGAAUAGGAUGUAGAUAAGAAUGUGCAAGAGAUUAUUUUAUAGCAAGAGCAGACAAUAUUUGUGUUCCAGAUAGAAGAAUUAAAUCAAAUAUUUCAUAUUUUGAAUCUGCAACUUUUAAUACUUAUUCUCCUUUUUUAUUCAUUCAAGACUCUGCAAAUAUCAGAAAUUCUCCAUUGUUAAUUCAUACUUGUUCCUCUACUAGUUAUGUUGGAAGUUUACUUUUUAAUGAGGAAAUGAGUUUAUAAUUUGGAAAUUCACAAUCCUUAAAAUUUAUUAGACUCAGGAUCACAUUUUACAUUAAGAACUUUUAGACUAAUAAUAAAAUAUAAAUAUUGUUGGACGACUAAAUAUAAGGUGAAAUAAUCAAAGCUGCCUCUUAGUAUACUUUCGUUAAUGUAAAAAAAAUUUAAAGUUCAAGUACUAAUUGCUCUACUUAUGAUUUAAUCAGAAUAGAAGCAAUUCUUCGAACUUUCUCUGAUAGUUCUAAACUAAUUUUAAAAGGAGCAUAGUUAACAUAAGCAACUUCGAUAUGGGGAUUCAGAAAUAUAACAAUUGAUAGUGGGUAUUGUUAAGAAAAUUGUGCAAUUUGUUCUGAUUUUUCCAUAUGUUAAUAAUGUAAUAGCGGUUAUUUUUUAUUUUAAAAUGGUUGUGUCAGUUCUUGUCCAGCCCAUUCUGAUGAUUGUGUUGAUUAUGCUGAUAUGAUUCCAAGUAAUUUAAAUUAUUUAUUUUAGACUCUCGAUACUUAGCAAAAGGAUUUUAUAAUUUAAAUAUGACUACUUCAGAUAUCAAUAAAUUCUAUGAUCUAGUUAUUACAAAUGGUACUAAUUUGAUGACAGGGUAGAAAUUUUCUAUAUUUCCAACAAAAUUUGUUUUAGGUGGCGUAGUAGUCUGGAAUAAUGCAAUAUAUUAAAAAUCAUGGAGUAUAUCAAAACCUCACUAUGCCAUUACGAUUAGAUUUAAUCUUACAUAUGGAGACGAAUAUAGUGGAAAUUUUUAUUACACCAUUUAAGGAGCGAAAUCUAUUGCACAUCCAAAACCUAACUCAAGUGGUUAAAACUUUAUUGGUAGGAAUUUAAAAGAAAUAACAAAAUAUUUUGAAAUUUAUUAAAAUCCAUUUAACUCAUCUUCAUUAAAUAUUGAUUUCGAAUGUACAGAUGUAGUUUUAAAUCCAAAAAACUAAUUUUGUGCAAUUUCUGAUUACUUUAUAGUUGUACAUUAUGUAAAUAUUUUGAUCUUAUUUUUAGUGUCUCCCCUUCUGCCAAGUUUGUAAUAAUGGGGUUUCAUGUGAUACCUGGGAAUCUGGACACACAAAUUAAAAUUGCGAUACGAAUUAAUAUUUAUAUUUUGAUUCUUUAUCAGAAACUUAUAGUUGUAUUUCAUGCAAUUAACCUGGAUGUUUAGCUUGCAAAAAUUUGGAAGAAUGCAUAUCCUGUGAUUCUUCAAGUUAAUAUAAUACUUUAAUUAAUGGUGUUUGCUUAUCAAUUAAUCCAUCUCCUUCUAUUUCAUCAAUUUAAUGCCAUAAAUAUUGUGAAACUUGCACAGGAGUUUUGAAAACUAACUGUUAAACAUGUGUUACUGAUUUGCAUAGAACUUUAUCGAAUAAUGAAUGUUUAUGUAAGCCUGGUUUCUAUGAUGAUGGAUAUAAUUUAAUUUGUCUUCCAAUUUGUGGUGAUCUUUUAAUUGUUAAUGGAGAGGAUUGUGAUGAUGGUAAUUAUAAUCCAUAUGAUGGAUGUCACAAUUGUAAAUUUAGUUGUGAUAAUGCUUGCAAAGAAUGUAUAUUUGGAAUUUGUUUCGAUUGCCAAUAAGGAUUCUAAAUUAUACAAAAUAAUUGUGUUGCCGUUUGCGGUGAUAAUCUUUUAGUGAAAAUAGAGGAAUGUGAAGAUAGUAACUCGAAUUCAAAUGAUGGAUGUUAUAAUUGUAAAUUUUAAUGUUCAAAUCACUGCAUCGAUUGCUAAUUUAACAAAUGCAUAAAAUGCGAUGAGUCGGAUGGAUGGUAUCUUUAAGAUUAAACUUGCUAAACUAUUUGUGGAGAUGGUAUAAUUGCUAUGUAAUUUAAAUAAUGCGAUGAAAAGAAUUUACAUGAUAAUCUGUUUAAUUAACGUUUUUGUUUUUAAUGUCUCUACUAAUGUUAAGACUCUUGCUCUAAUUGCUACAAUGGAUUGUGUUAUUAAUGUAAAACAGGAUGGAUUCUAAACCCAAUUGAAAAUUAUUGUUAUCCAAUUGAUGGGGAUAAAUUAGUAGUAGGAAACGAAUAAUGUGAUGAUGGCAACAAUAUUUAAAACGAUGGAUGUUUUUUAUCAUAAUUUUAAUAUCAAAUUUCAUGUUAGUAAGGUUUGUAUGGAAUAUGUUAAAAGUGUAGAUCUGGAUUUGAAUUGAUUAAUAAUAUUUGCAUAGAAAAAAACUUAGAUGGACUCUUAGUUGGAGUAGAAUAAUGUGAUGAUUAGAAUUUGAUAGGGAUAGAUGGUUGCUUUUAAAAUAUGUUUGAUUGUACUUAAUUUUGCAUACAUUGUGUUUUGGGCUAAUGUUUAUAAUGUGAUUAGACUUCAGGUUACACGUAAAUUGACAUAUUUAAUAACAAAUGCCAGACUUUUUGUGGGGAUGGUAUAAAAUCUAUUGAUGAAGAUUGUGAUGAUAGGAAUGAGAUUCCUUAUGAUGGAUGUUUCGAAUGCAAAUUUUAAUGUUAAGUUGUAUGUACAGAUUGUAGAUUUGGAAUAUGUUAUGCGUGUGGAGGAGAUGGUUGGUAUUUAAAUAAUAAUUAUUGUGAAUGUAGAGGAGAUGGUUGGCAUUUAAUUGAUCAUCACUGUAAAACAAUUUGUGGAGAUGGAAUAGUUGUUCAUGAUUUAGAGGAAUGCGAUGAUGGUAAUAAUAUUUAGUAUGAUGGAUGUCAUUAAUGUUAAUUUUAAUGUUCUGAAAUGUGCAUUCUUUGCUAAUAAGGUAUUUGUUAUGAUUGUGACAAUUAUGGUUGGGUGAUUGAUAAUCAUAACUGUAAACCAUUUUGUGGAGAUGGAAUAAUCAUAGGUAGUGAAUAAUGUGACGAUAUGAAUGAAAAUUAAAACGACGGUUGUCAUUAAUGCCAAUAUGCUUGUGAUGAAUAUUGUAUAGAUUGUUAAUAAGGAAUUUGUGAAAAGUGCGAAUUCGGAAGAAAUCUAAUUUAGAAUGUUUGUUCUUCUUAAUGUGGAGAUGGAGCUUACGUAAAAUCAGUUGAGCUAUGCGAUGAUGGAAAUUAUGAAAAUGAGGAUGGAUGUGACAAAAAUUGUAAAAUAGAAGCAAAUUACUUAUGCUUAAAUAGAGAAGAUUAGUUUUCAUUAUGUGCGUAUUCUAAAUAACCUUAAUUUAAUAUCAAACUUCUUUCAAUCUAAGCUGGAAAUUGUUAAAAUGUUUAAAUAACAUUUAACUAGAAGAUGAAAUAUUAUGGAGGAGAGGAUCAAAAUAAAAUGUCUUCGCUUAUUCUUAUUAGUAUUAUAGACAUGCAAGAUUCUCAAUAUGACAUUGUCUAAUAGUUGAUUAAGUAGGAACCAAGAGAAUAUAUAAGCGAUAUUACUAUUCUUGUGGAGGUGAAAUUUUAUGUUUCAAUAGAGAGACCCUAUUUGAAAAUAGAAUUCAAGAAUGACUCUUUUGUUUCAGAAUACAAUUUGCCUCUUUUAUAGUUAACUAAAACAGUUUAAUUGUUUAAACCUUCAGUUCUAAGCGAAACUUAGAUAAUUAUAGCUUAAAAUACUGUAGCCUAUAAUUAAGCAGUUAUUUAUUUUCUAAUUAGCUUAUCUAGCCUUUGUAUAAUAACAGGUUCUUCUGAAGUAUUUUGGAAUCUGAUGGAUCAAUUAUAGUAUUUAUCAUACAUCAAAUAUGUAAAUAUUAGAUUUCCUGAAAAUCUUAAUAUAUAUUUUGAAGUAUUUAAAUUAAUUAGUAUUGAGCCUGUAAUUUAAGCUUUAGGAAUAGAUAAUUUGCUUAAUCUUAUUUUGCAAUUUCAGAAUAAUCAAAUUCUUACUGAUCAUAAAUUUGUAAUUGAUGAUAUUAACAUAAGAUUUCUUGAUAAUUUUAAAAGUUUUAUAUUUUUUUUGGGAUCUGCAUAUUUAGGAUACUAUUUUUUUAAAAUUACCUAUUUGUUCUUAUACCAACUGUAACCAUAUUUAUUACCAAAAAUGAACCUAAUAAUUUCAAAAGGAUUUUAUUUUCUUAGAAAAAAAUGUUAUAAAUCUUGUGAAGACUUUUAUUAUAAUGGCAUAUUGAGAAUUAUCAUGUCAAAUGCUUACGAUAUUUCUUUUGCAAUGACAAUAUAACUUGCUUAUUUUUAAAAUAAUAAUAUAAGUGAGUCAAUAAAUUCGUAUCUUUCCCUUAUCGUAUUUGUAUCAUAUUUAGGCAUUUCAAUUUAUAUUUUUGAUAUUUUGCAAAAAUUUUUUAGGUUAAAUACAUUAAAGGUGAAGAAAUAAUAUGAAUCUUUAUUUGAAGGAAUUUAAGAUUAGAAAAAUUUCUGGAACACAUAAUAUAAUGCAAUUUUAUUAAUCAAGAAAUUUGCUUUUAUAAGUAUAAUUGUAUUUAUGUAAAAAGAAGGAAAACUUUAAACUCUCCUUAUUGCAACAAAUUAAACUUUAUUUCUUUUUUAUCUUAUUGUCAAUAAACCUUUACAGAGUCACUAUGAAUACUGCAAAAUUCUUAUAACAGAGUCCAUUGUAAUAUUCAACACAAUCACAUUUAUUCUUUAUGACUAUUUUACAGAUGUUGGAUUGACCUAAGACUCUAAUAUAAAUUUAGGAUGGCUUCACAUAUCUUCAUUUUCAGCUAUCCUAACAUUCUCUUUAAUUAUCGAUAUUUUUUAACAGAUGAAGACCAGGCUGAUCAAAUUAAGGCAAUUUUGUUGCCGCACCAUGAAAUAAGAAAAUCAAGGAGAAUCAGGAGCACUUUUUAUUUGA